Messenger RNA from Entrophospora sp. SA101, 741 nucleotides. The record is from the annotation of a GenBank genome assembly. Lineage: Eukaryota; Fungi; Glomeromycota; Glomeromycetes; Entrophosporales; Entrophosporaceae.
AUGACAGACGUUAAACAACAACAAACAGCCAAGAAAAACUUAUGGCUUCCAUUAGAAUCCAAUCCCGAUGUUAUGAAUGAGUAUAUUCAUAAGUUGGGAGUUUCUAAUUCAUGGGCUUAUACUGAUGUUUGGGGACUUGAUUUGGAACUUCUUGCAAUGAUACCACAACCAGUGAAAGCAGUUUUAUUGUUAUUUCCUAUAACAGAAAAUCAUGAAAAAUAUAAUAAAGAAUUGAUUGAGAAAACUUUAGCGUCUACUUCAUCAACAUCAGUGAUAUCAUCAUUACCAGAUUUAGUUUUUUUCAAACAAACAAUAUCAAAUGCAUGUGGCACGAUUGGCUUAUUACAUUCAUUAGCUUCUAACACUGACACAAUUGAAAUUGGUGAUGGACCACUUAAACGAUUAUUAGAUAAAAGUAAAGAUUUGACACCAGAUGAGCGAGCUAAAGUUUUAGAAGAAGAUGAAGAAUUAGCAAAAAUUCAUCAAAGUCAAGCAUUAUCUGGUCAGACUCGAGUGCCAGGUGAGCAUGAAGAUGUAAAUUUACAUUUUACGUGUUUUAUUGUAAAAAAUGGAACACUUUAUGAGUUGGAUGGAAGAAAGCCAUUUCCCAUCAGUCAUGGACCAUCUACUGAUUUAUUACAGGAUGCUACCAAAGUGAUUAAAAAAGAAUUUAUGGAACGAGAAGUUGGAAAUUUGCAAUUUACAGUUAUAGCACUUGCUCCAAAUCAAAAUCCCUCGUAA